Messenger RNA from Gilbertella persicaria, 351 nucleotides. RefSeq lists its product as uncharacterized. NCBI's taxonomy places the organism in Eukaryota, Fungi, Mucoromycota, Mucoromycetes, Mucorales, Choanephoraceae. The record is from RefSeq and is a predicted model, not a curated record. The transcript is spliced from 2 exons. The annotation marks the transcript as partial.
AUGUCUGAUCUAACUCACCUUUUGUUUUGGAUAGACCAAGAACCAGUGGAAAGUGAAGUGGAAAUCUACUUACCAGCAGACACACCUAUCCAAAGACCUUCUGCCAAAGUACUGCACCAGAUGCAAAAAGCGAGACAAAUCAAACACAACAGAGAAACAAGAAGAUUAAAGACAGUGUAUUAUGAAAGACUAAAGGCCAUCAAACGAGACUUGGCAAAAGGUGUACAGCGUCACCUGUUGCCUAAGUUUCCCAGUACACCUAGUAAAAUUGACAUUCUAUCAGGCACAGAAUUUAUCAAUCAGAAUCAAAAACAGAUAGUCGAACUCUUGAAUUUUGCUCGGUCAGUCAAG